GGCCGGCCUCGCUCCAGUGAAGUGCGAGGAAUUACAAAGGCCAAGGGCGGCGCUCUCGACCCGACAUCCAUGUGGGCCCUUACCCAUGCCGAGUAUGGGGCAAUAGUCCUCUCCGUGGGCAGCAUCCGAAGCUCGACGCCGGGAUACAUGUCCCGAGCUAACCUUCCAAGAGAUGCUGCCGUCAUUAUCCGCCAAUCCAAGCAUCUCGUGGCGGUUGUGGCAAGCAAGACGGCCUCUGACUAUCUAUAUACCUUCAUUCCACGUUCCUUGCGAGCCUGAGCCUGCAUCGUUCCCUUCGACCUCACGCAUCGUAGCAUCCCGCAAUGAAUCACGAUAGCAACGACACCCAGGCGGUGAAGCUCACGGGCGAGGAGGUCGCAAAGCACAGCAGCAGGGACUCGUGCUGGGUCAUCGUCCACGGCCGCGUCUACGAUGUCACCGAGUUCCUGCCCGAGCACCCAGGAGGCCCCAAGAUCAUCUUGAAGUAUGCUGGCAAAGAUGCGACGGAAGUGUAUGAGCCCAUCCACCCGCCCGACACCCUGGACAAGUACCUAGACAAGUCGAAGCAUUUGGGAGAGGUCGACAUGAACACAGUGGAGCAGGAAGAGAAGGAGUUUGACCCUGACGAGGAGGAGAGGCAGAAGCGCAUUGAGCGCAUGCCCAUCCUGGAGCAAUGCUACAAUCUGAUGGACUUCGAGGCCGUGGCACGCAAGGUCAUGAAGAAGACGGCAUGGGCCUACUACUCCAGUGGUGCAGACGACGAGAUCACCCUACGAGAAAAUCACAGCGCAUUCCAUAAGAUCUGGUUCCGCCCUCGGGUACUCGUCGAUGUGGAGAAGGUAGACAUGUCCACCACCAUGCUCGGCACAAAGGUCGACAUGCCCUUCUACGUCACUGCCACAGCGCUGGGCAAGCUCGGCCAUCCAGAGGGAGAAGUCAUCCUCACACGAGGUGCCAAGAAGCACAAUGUUAUCCAGAUGAUACCAACACUUGCAUCCUGCUCAUUCGACGAGAUCUGCGAUGCAGCAGAAGACGGCCAAUGCCAAUGGCUGCAGCUCUACGUGAACAAAGACCGAGCGGUCACAAAGCGCAUCGUAGAACAUGCCGAAAGGCGCGGCUGCAAGGGUCUCUUCAUCACGGUCGAUGCGCCACAGCUCGGUCGUCGCGAGAAAGACAUGCGAUCAAAAUUUGACGAUGUUGGCUCCAACGUACAAAGUACUAGCGGUGGUGAGGUGGAUCGAAGCCAGGGCGCUGCACGAGCCAUCUCGUCCUUUAUUGACCCGAGCCUGAGCUGGAAGGACAUACCCUGGUUCAAGAGCAUUACCAAAAUGCCUAUCAUCCUAAAGGGCGUCCAGUGCGUCGAGGACGUUAUUCGUGCUGUUGAGGUUGGGGUGGAGGGUGUUGUUCUUUCGAAUCACGGAGGUCGCCAGCUCGAUUUCGCCCGCUCUGGUGUCGAGGUCCUCGCUGAGGUCAUGCCCGUACUCCGCCAACGCGGCUGGCAAGACCGUAUCGAGGUCUACAUCGACGGUGGUGUACGACGAGCGACAGACAUCAUCAAGGCCGUGUGCUUGGGGGCAAAGGGCGUGGGUAUUGGCCGACCGUUCCUUUACGCCAUGUCUGCGUACGGUUUGCCAGGUGUGGACCGUGCUAUGCAGUUGCUGAGGGACGAGAUGGAGAUGAAUAUGCGGUUGAUUGGCGCUUCGAGCAUCUCUGAUCUGAAUCCUUCCAUGCUUGAUACGAGAGGACUCAGCAUGCACACUGCACCUGUGCCGCACGACACACUUGGGCUGAACGUCUAUGACCCGCUCCUUGGCCCACAAGAGAAGGUUGUCCAGGAGAAGUCGAAGCUGUAAGAUAUAAGCAAAGAAGCGUGAUGGUACUGUACAUAGGCAUUGUUUUGCAGCGUUAAAGAAUAUUGUUCUUGUUUGUAGGCUGCGCAGAUCUAUUGAAUAUUGAACAUCUGUACCCC
Cucurbitaria berberidis CBS 394.84 is the source of this 1969-nucleotide messenger RNA. RefSeq lists its product as uncharacterized. The transcript is spliced from 2 exons. The record is from RefSeq and is a predicted model, not a curated record. Gene Ontology annotation, molecular function: L-lactate dehydrogenase (cytochrome) activity; heme binding. Gene Ontology annotation, biological process: lactate metabolic process. NCBI's taxonomy places the organism in Eukaryota, Fungi, Ascomycota, Dothideomycetes, Pleosporales, Cucurbitariaceae. Bases 324 to 1853 code for a protein of 509 amino acids.